Drosophila eugracilis is the source of this 4931-nucleotide messenger RNA. RefSeq lists its product as uncharacterized. NCBI's taxonomy places the organism in Eukaryota, Metazoa, Arthropoda, Insecta, Diptera, Drosophilidae. The coding region runs from base 520 to 4554 and encodes 1344 amino acids. The transcript is spliced from 10 exons. Gene Ontology annotation, cellular component: cell periphery. The record is from RefSeq and is a predicted model, not a curated record.
GCUUUAUUUUGGCUCUGGCCUGUAGCUCAAAGUCGCGUGGCAAUCAGUUUGCUGCCGUCUCUGUUCGUGGGUGAAUGUCCGGUCGUCUUGGCAUCUUGAUUUUUUGUCGUAUUUCGUAGAUACUUCAUACGGAAAUAGCUGCUUCUAUCGGAUGCAAUUGUAUCUCGUGGAUUGUGCCGCCGUCAAGUGUCACUUGAAAAUUGUCAAAAUUGAAUUUACCAAACGUUAGUGAACAAUGGUCCUCCAAAUGGCCAUAACGAGUGUUACGGCCUUUGUCUGGCUUCGAUUUUCGAACCAAACUGAAGAGCUUUCCGGAUUAAGCCAAAAGGUUCUGUAGAGAUACUUAAGUGCUAAGUGAACUCAUCAAAAUCAUCGUGCAUAGAGUGAACUGCAUAUAUCAUCUUUCUGUUGGAAUAUGCCUGGCAGGUAGACUUCUGCUUUUCUUCCUACCACCGAAAGGCCAACGUCACAGCAAAUUUUUCUUCUGGCGAUGAGAGCUAAACAAAUGACACUCCUUCUAUGAGGGUUAGGGCCAGGAGUCAUCUUCCCUGGCAAUCGCAAACUGAAUCGCAAUUGCAGAAUGUGUGCCAGCGACGUGGAACCUUCGGUACAUUCCCACUGAGUGGCAGGAGGAUAUUCCUUAGACAGACACCUCUGAUUGAAUCGGUAACGGCGACCAAAACGAAAACGAGAAAGAAAAGAAAGGCAAAGGAAAUGCGGAAAAACUCAAAGGAAAUGGCGGCGAAUCGAAGGCGAAAGAAGACAAUCGGCAUGCUGACAUCGGGACUAAAAUCAGUAGUCAAGUGGAAAAUUAUUGUAUCAUCCAUAAUGUUGCUCUUAUUAAGUGAGACAAGUCACGUGCUGGCGGUACGAAAGGGUCGCCUUAUGUCCCCCAGCACAUUUACCGCCCUCAGCGGGGACUUGCAUGUGCAGAUUCAGUUCAAUGGUAACGAGAUGUCAUCGCAGGAGGAGUUGGAAGAGAUGGAUUCUAGCCAUGGCCCAACCAGUGAGGAACACUUGAGCACUGACAGGCGGGACUUGAAGGCCAGGAACAACACCAUAAUGAGCACUUUAGUCAUUAGCAAAAUCAUUGAUGAAGUGGAUCCUGGAGCGUUGGAAAAGGGUUUGACUUUAACCACCGAGGUAACGAAUAGCAGCAGCCAGGUGGUUUUGCAUCGCAGACGUAAGGAGGUUGUGCAGAAUAUACCGCUCUUCCCGGAUCCCCGGUUCAAUGUCACCCAGGUGACUGUGCCAUGUCAGACGUUUUUGAUCGGAGGACGCUAUGAGAUGCAGGUGGUUAGUAAUCUCAAAUCGGUGAACAAGAGUGAGGUUACAACCACUUUGGUGCCGGCACAGGAUGAACGAUUGCACCAGACCCUGGAUGUGCGAUGGCCCAGUGCUGAGAUGAUUGUGAGUCCGGUGCGCCUUCGGACUUAUCCCAAAAAUCCCGUAGAGGUGACCCUAAGAUUUCCUGAGGUUAACUGCAAUCAGUCGGGUAGUCUUCCUCUGCCAGAAUUUUGGCUAGAGUUGAUAUACUGCGGCAAGGAGCGCAGUUGCAGUCGGAAUAUAUCCCGUUCCAGUGUCCUUUUUGCAGAGCAGAUACGUGGAUUCCCGAAAAACAAAAGCCUGCACUUGGGAUGCGAACUGUUUGGAUUGGCUGGCAAUUAUGCAGUCCAAUUGAGACCCAUGAUUCCGGCCCAGAAUGUGCCCACCACCCGAAGGCUACUCAGCGUCGAUUGGAGCGAUGAGUUCGUGUUCAAUGUGUAUGCCCGUAGCAUUUUUCCCUGUGAUCCGCACACGGGAAUCGGUGUCCUCUACGAAUAUCCCGGAUGCAUUUUGGAGCAAGGCGACCGGGUACGUCUGUACGCCAAGCUGCGGGCCGAUGUCGCCUCACUGAAACCCCCAACAUCACUGCAUUACGUCGCCGAACAGCGGGUGGUCAAGAGCCAACAUUCACUGUACUUCGCCUGCGACUAUUUCUCUGAGAAAUACGUGGAGUACUGCUUCGUGUACGUCAGCCAGGCAAUUUCCGGAGCCGUGGCCGAUGUCCGGAUGGACUGUGUGCCCACGCUGCCCGUGAGCGAUUCGGAUACCGGUGGCUGGGGACCCUGGAGCGAAUGGACUCCCUGCUCCACAAAUUGUUUGGGCGGAACAAGGAAUCGCUAUAGAUUUUGUGAUUCACCACCACCGCGAUAUGGCGCCAAAUUCUGUGAGGGCCCAUCAGUUGAGACCCAAAAAUGUGGCAAGAGCAUAGCUGAUACGUGGGACUGCAUCUACGAGACAUCUGGUACGGUCAUAACCAAGGAGAAUAGCACAGAGGUUAGUCAGGAGAUUGGACCAGGAUGUCGUUGCGGCUGCAUUGUACAUCUGGGCUCCUCUAAGCCCAAAAGGAUCAUUGCGGGAGCCACACAAAGUUGUCCUGGCCGCUCCUUCUGGCUAAUACAGGUUGAUGGUGAGGAGAGCAUUUCGCUGGCCCUGAGCUUCCUUCGUUUGCCGUGUGCCACCCAGUACAUAAAGGUGCGCGAUGGUCCGUCGCUUUCGUCCACUCUGCUGGUAGAGCUAAAUGGCGGCGGUUUGAUUCUCAAGGGAGCUGGCGUUCCGGUGUCCGUUGAGUCGACUGGUGGCCAACUCCUGGUGGAAUUUUACGCUGGCGAUGGUCAGGCGGCCAAUGCAACUCAGGAGGGAAGUGCAGCCUGCACAGGAGGAUUCAUGGCCAAUGUGCAGCAAGUGUUGGCUUCCAGAGGAGGCAAUAGUAGUACCACUCUUGUAGCGGCCACUCGGUUGUCGGGAAAAACACGCUCCGUUUCCCACAAACCCAUGUCAAGGCUUCGUUUUACUCUGGUACAUCUAAGUGCCAUGAUCUUUGCCAGCAUUAUCAUCAUAAUUAGCGCAUUGUUAGGUGCCCAAUAUGUUGUGCGAUAUCGGAAGUAUCACUUGGCAGUUGCCCGCCGACAGGACGAAGGGUCACGCCUUCACACUCCUAGAGCUUCUCUCAGUUCCCUUCAAGGACCUCCUUCACGAGCCAUGUCCACGACUACUCUGCUCUCGGAGGUCAUUUACAUGGUCAAGAUGCGACCUAAGCACCACCUACGACACUCCAUUCUUCGCGAAAGUGUGGAUGCUGAAAAUCUGACCAAUGAGACGGAGUUUAAGGAGUCUGAUUCACAGGGAAUGCUAGCCAAAUGCGCUGAGGUCAAAGAAUUGGGAAGCUCCGCCUCUAUGGUCACUCUGCGCAAUGAACGAUCCUCGCCGGCGCGAUCUCUGGACACUGGAAGUGUUAUAGGAUCGCCGUCCUCUGCUGAAGCCGAACUAGCUGCGGUUCACAGCAGGACAGAUGAGUCAAAGGACUCACCCACAGAUGAACAUUUGGAGCAACCGAGCUGCAAAGAUAGUGCCAGGGAUUCGGAAUCCAUCAUAUCCUCGGGCAUGAGCUCCCUCUGCAACAGUCCACCAAUGAAUAGCAAACGGUUGAGCAAGUACUCCGAUCGGUACGAUGCGGUUACCCUGAAGUUGCUAUCAUCUAGAUUGGAUGAGAGCCUGCAGGAUGCAAGUUCCCUGCAUUCGGUCACAGAAUCUCUCAGAAUGGGUCGCCUGGGAUCACGCAGUGUCAGCUCUUCCCUGACGAAUGGCUGCUAUUCUCCUGCUGCCAGUGUGGUGAGCACGGCCACUAUCAGGACCACCAGCAACCCCAAGGAGUCCAAGGAGAAGCAGAAUCGCAGAAAACUUCUGGCACGUCCUGGCUCUGAGUUUUCACUCGGGAAUCAGGAAGAACUUGAGUUGGACUACUACGAUUACAAUGUGAUCAACGCAGGAUCGGCGCCUGGAUCCUAUCUUGGAAUGGAUCCAGCUUACCUAAUCUGGAUACCACCAUUCGAAGAGGUUGCAGAACGGGAGGAGGACGACAAGACACCAGAACCGGAACCAGAUCCCGAAAGAGAUGAACGACAGCCGCUGUACGAGGAGAUUCGGAUGCCCAAGUAUGGACACUAUCUGAGUCCGGCCAGCAAUACGGAGUCUAGCAAGUCCACUACGGCUGACAAUACACCCAGUUCGGAGGAGCGUUCCCCUCCGGACAGUGGACGUCCUUCUAAGGCUACUUCACCGUGCGAUGGAGCAGAAAAGGGAGGGAAAUCUUUGCCCAAGCAACCCACUCCGUUUAUGUCCAGAAAACAGCGGCGUCAGUCCAAACAGCAGAUGCAAUCUAGUUUGUCUCUGAGUGCCGGUUCUCUUGAUCACGAACAGCGUUCGGGAAAGAAUUCUAAACUCCCAACUGAGAUUGCUGCAGUGCAUCAAAAACUGGAAGCCGAAAUGGAACCAAACGAAUCCAUGAAUGGUUCUUAUAUCGAAAAGGAAACUGCCGUUGAGAAAUCAUCAGGGGAUCUGCAGGAGUUUCUAUCUCUCGAUGACAUCCAGUUUGCGGAUGAAAGUGGUAGCGAUUAUGAGGCUGUAAACCUCAAGAAAGUUCCCAAAUCGGAACUCAAGCUAAACCAAGAUGAUGUUAGAUCCAAACUCUUGCGAAGAAAAGAACCCAAAUCAAAUGAAGUUUCCGUGUAACCCCUAAAUAUUAUUGUACAUAAACUCAGCACAAAGGGGGCACUAUAUGUUUAGCUUAGUUUACGAUCUUGUAAAAUACGGGUAAAUAUUAUAUAUAUAUACAUAUGUCAGCACCAUAAGAAACGUAGACCACCUGGAGUAAAUGUGUUUUUAAAGUUAAGCCUUAAGCUCAUCUCAGUAAAAUGUAUACUUAAAAAAUCGAAAAGAAUGUAGAGCUCGUAUCUAGUCUCAAGGCUCUUAAAAAGCUAAUCUGUUUAAACCCUCGUUACCAUGUAUAUAUCUUAGCUAAGGUUCACUGUAAUUUAAGUAUUUAUUCGCACAUGGCUAUGUACACAACUCAAUAUUGUUUACCUAAGGAAUUUUAUUUGGCAAUAACU